Anisakis simplex (herring worm) is the source of this 393-nucleotide messenger RNA. Lineage: Eukaryota; Metazoa; Nematoda; Chromadorea; Rhabditida; Anisakidae. The record is from the annotation of a GenBank genome assembly.
GGCACUCUCCAGAAAGCAUCGUCAAUUUGCGGCAAUUCUCUUGAUAUUUUCAAUGUUUGGAUUGCAAGUGGUUCAUGGUUUAUUGAGAAAAUUCACAAUCGCACUCAAAUCUUCAAUGAAAGCGAAUAUUUAAAGCUGAAAGAAAUUGACGAUAUGGCGAUUGAUUUUAGCGACGGUAUAAACUUAUCCACUUGUGACGGUCUUAACUUGCACGUUCUGAUCCCACAGGUUAGAGGUGGACCGAUGCUGUGGGACAUCAUUCAUCGUAUUGAUUUUAAGCUCCGUUGUAUGCAACCUGAGAAUGUGAACAGCAAGGAGUGCUCUUGGAUCAACGGUCUCAAGUAUUACGUAUAUUCAGCGGUAAUGGGCCACUUUGCUGAUUUUUCUCUUUAA